Messenger RNA from Choloepus didactylus (southern two-toed sloth), 1193 nucleotides. Its product is annotated as ADP-ribosylation factor 1-like. The transcript has a single exon. Gene Ontology annotation, molecular function: GTP binding; GTPase activity. Gene Ontology annotation, cellular component: cytoplasm; plasma membrane. Bases 94 to 639 code for a protein of 181 amino acids. The record is from RefSeq and is a predicted model, not a curated record. NCBI's taxonomy places the organism in Eukaryota, Metazoa, Chordata, Mammalia, Pilosa, Megalonychidae. Gene Ontology annotation, biological process: vesicle-mediated transport; intracellular protein transport.
GGCUCCGAGCAGCAGCAGCAGCAGCAGCAGCAGCAGCCGCCGCGGCCGCCGAGGGGUUUCUCUGGCCAGUGUUGAGUACACCAGCCUGCAAGCAUGGGAAAUAUUUUCGCUAACCUCUUCAAGGGCCUUUUUGGCAAAAAAGAAAUGCGCAUUCUCAUGGUUGGCCUGGACGCUGCCGGAAAGACUACUAUUUUAUACAAGCUGAAACUUGGUGAAAUAGUAACUACUAUUCCCACUAUAGGUUUCAACGUGGAAACUGUAGAGUACAAAAACAUCAGCUUCACCGUGUGGGACGUGGGUGGCCAGGAAAAGAUCUGGCCUCUGUGGCGCCACUACUUCCAGAACACACAAGGUCUGAUCUUUGUGGUCGAAAGCAAUGACCGAGAGCGUGUGAAUGAGGCCCGCGAGGAGCUCAUGAGGAUGUUGGCUGAAGAUGAGCUCAGGGAUGCUGUCUUACUGGUGUUCGCUAACAAGCAGGAUCUCCCCAAUGCUAUGAACGCUGCUGAAAUCACAGAUAAACUGGGAUUGCAUUCUCUGCGCCACAGAAACUGGUACAUUCAGGCCACCUGUGCCACCAGUGGGGACGGGCUGUACGAAGGACUGGACUGGCUGUCCAAUCAGCUCCGAAACCAGAAGUGAACCAAGACCGUGUCCUCCCCUCUCCCUCCUCUCCCUCUUCCUUCCUCCUCUUCGCCCUCCGCUUUACUCUCAUGUGGAAAACUGUGCUACUCUGUGGUAUUGAGUGCCAGAAGCUGUUUCCAUGGGUUUUGGUCACAGUAUGUAUUGCACCAUGCUGUAAAUGUGGCAGACGCAGCCUGCAAACAGGUUUUUUAUUUAAUGUAAAUAGUUUUUGUUUCCAAUGAGGCAGUUUCUGGUACUCCUAUGCAAUAUUACUCAGCUUUUUUUAUUGUAAAAAAAAAAAAAAAAGGAAAAUCAACUCACUGUUUAGUACUGAGAAGGGAUUUCAGGUGCCCUGGCACCUGGGCUUCCGGGGGUUACUGUGUUGGAAGAGCUGAGAGCGCCUCUGCUUGGCUUUAGACCUAUGUUGAGAUCCAUUUUGGAGGUUGGUUUUUAACCCAAACUCAGUGCAUUUUUUAAACUAGUUAAAAAAAAAAAGAUAAGGAGAACACUUGAACACACAGAAGGGAGAAAUAUGCCUAGUGUAGGUUUUGCAGUAACAACGUGAAUACUAG